CGAGUGUCCGGGCAGAGUGAAGGAAGAGAAAAAGGAGGAAAUCUGCUCUGAGGAGGGGGCAGGAGACUGAAGCAAAGAAGCAAAGAAGGAGAGGGGGAAGAGAGUCUCCUGGGGCAAAAGGAGGAGGAGGGGGGUGCAAAAUGGUGCUGGGGGCAAAUAAGCUGGAAUAAGAGUUGCGCACACUUGAAGUGGAAUAACUCUGCUGCGAUGGAUAAGUGCAUGAGUGCAUGAAGAACAAAAGGCAAAAGAGGAGGAGGAGGAGGGCAGCAUGGAUAUACACAGGGGUAAAAAGGUCUCAGGCUCCAGAUGUCCGAUCCCCUGGAGGUUUACUGGGUUCAGCCCCAGUGGAGUGUGACAGCCAGGAGUGCAAAGGCCAGGCUGGAGGAGGCAUGGGCUGGGCGCUGGGCACCAUGAGUCCUGCCAUGCUGUGAUAUUUUAGCAUGGAUGGCGUCAGCCACAGAACCUGUGCCCUCUAACAAGACCACUGGACGACUGAGGUGGAGGACUAGCAAUUACAAAAGGAUUAGCCAUUUGACUUCCUGUGAACUUUGCAUUAGCGUAAUCUUUUAAAAGGACUUUCUUCCUUCCUUUGCUGGAUUUACUUCUUCUGCGUUCUCCUCCUUUAAACCACACAUUCUGUGUUUAUUGUUAUAAUUAUUUGAAUACUUUCCUUCUUCAUUUUGGUCUCACGAUGGAGUUCCAGGUGGGGCUGUGGAAUAAUGAUUGGACAUCAUGCUUUCGGUUUUGGUUUACUGUGCUGCUGAGUCUGCAAGUGCAGUUUGGCCCUGUGGCCCCCUGUCCCAAAGAGUGCCGCUGCGACAAAACGUUUGUUUACUGUAAUGAGAGGAGUCUGACGUCCGUGCCUCUGGGAGUGCAGGAGGGAUACAAAACCCUCUUCCUCCACAACAACCAGAUUAACAACGCUGGCUUUCCGCUGGAGCUGCACAAUGUGGCUUCAGUGGAGAUUGUCCACUUGUAUGGGAACCAGCUGGAUGAGUUCCCCCUCAACUUGCCGAAGAAUGUAAGAGUGCUCCAUCUGCAGGAGAACAACAUCCAGACCAUUUCCAGGGCAGCCCUGGCCCAGCUACCCAUGCUGGAAGAGCUACAUCUGGACGACAACUCCAUCUCCACCGUAGGGGUAGAGGAAGGGGCUUUUCGGGAAGCAGUCAGCCUCAAACUCCUCUUUCUCACCAAGAAUCACCUGAGCAGCGUCCCCAUCGGAUUACCGACAGACCUGAAAGAGCUGCGUCUGGAUGAGAAUCGCAUCGCUGAAAUAGACGAAGAGGCAUUUCAGAAUGUAACCAGCCUGCAGCGGCUCCUUUUGGAUGGCAACCUUCUGGAAGAUGAGGCCAUUGCUCCUGGAACCUUCCAGAACCUGGUCAACCUGAAGGAAUUGUCCUUGUCUCGCAACUCUCUGAUAACUCCACCACCGCUGCUUCCUGGAGCAUCCCUGAUCAAGCUCAACCUGCAGGAGAACCAGAUGCAAGACAUCCCUGUAACAGCUUUUGCUGGGCUUGGAAAGCUGGAGAGACUUGAUAUCUCAAGUAACUUGCUUCAGGCAUUGCCACUGGGAGUCUUUGAUGGCCUGAUAAGUUUAACACAUAUCAAUGUCCGGAACAACCACUGGCGUUGCGAUUGCUCCAUCAAGUGGGUUAUUGCCUGGCUCAAGUCCCUGCCAUCCUCUCUGAAUGCCCGUGGGUUCACAUGUCACAAACCAGAGAGGGUACGGGGCAUGGUGAUCCGAGAGCUCACUCUGGAAGCCCUCCAGUGCCCAGCUGGCACAGAACUCCAUCCAUGGUUCACUACUCAGGUACCUCCAUCUACAUCAACACCUCACAGAACAACCAGUCCUCCCAGCAACAUCCACACUACAACCUCAUUCACAACUUCCAACCCAACCUCAUCUAGUCCCACACCACCUGCACCCCAUAUCCCACCUGGUCCGUUUCCACCCUAUGAUGACCCUUUGAACAUGUCCUUGUAUGUAGUGAACUCCACCAGCAUAAAUGUGAGCUGGGAGUCCUAUUUUACUGUCACAGCUUACAAAGUCACCUGGGUCAAGAGAAGCCAGUAUCUCAUGACUGACAUGAGCCAGGAGAGGAUGGUCCCAGGGGACCAACGGAGGCUUAGCUUGCAUAACUUGGAGCCUGGAUCCAUGUACCGCAUCUGUGUGUACAUUCUGGAUACCCUUAACAGUUACAGACCGGGAGAGGAUACAAUUUGUUCGGAAGUCAAGACUUCCAGCUCCAAUAAGGUAACGGAGUCUGAGCGAACUGUCCAGCAAGAUAGCACUUCCACGCUUCUGUUGGCUGGAGCGAUAGGUGGAGUACUGUUCGUGGUCUUGGUGACUCUUCUCAGCCUAUUUUGCUGGCACAUGCACAAGAAGAGCAGGUCAUCCUCGUCAAAAUGGAAAUAUAACAGGGGCAGGAGAAAAGACGACUACUGUGAGGCCGGCACCAAAAAGGAUAAUUCCAUCCUGGAAAUGACUGAAACCAGCUUUCAGAUAGUUUCACUGAACAAUGAGCAGCUUUUAAAGGGCGAUUUCAGAAUCCAGCCCAUCUACACUCCCAAUGGAGGCAUUGGGUACAGAGACUGCCAUCUCAGUAACAAUAGCAUCGCAUACUGCAAAAGCAGCAACGUUCCGAGUGUGGACUUUUGCCACACGUGAUGCUACAGCUGUUUUCAAAAACAAAAAAUGUAGUUUAACAUAUACUGUACUAUAUGCAUAUACGUAUAUAUAAAUAUAUAUAUAUAUAUAUAUAUUUCCAGGUUGAGUCAACAUGGUAAUUUAUACUGUGGACAAUUAUGUGGCUGUUUUUUAAUUUCACUCUUAGUAAAUAUGAUACAAAUGGUUUUGUAAUUAGCGGGGCUUGCUCAAGGGUGGCGCAGUUGUAUUUGUACAAUCAUGGCACGUGGGAUAUCUGGCAUAUAAGCGCGGUCCAGGUUUUUUUUUUUUGCCUCUUGGGUGUUAACGUAGGCCUGGAUACUUUGCUAACCACAGAAUCUCAAUAUGCCCUUUGCUCUGAAAAACAGCAGCCCCUUCACAGAAUAGUAGUUAAGACAACACAGUGGUCAGGAAAACUAAACACCACUGAUUAGCCUGCAGUAAGUGAAAAAAAUAGGAGCUGCUUGAAAUGAAGUGCACUUUCUUAACGUGGCAGAGAGCGUAAGUAGCCGUUCAGGAAAUGAGUUUUUGUGAAAGUCAGAUUGUGAAGGGAAAAGGUUGUGCUUUUCAACACCCUGACGCUCAGACAGGAGCAAGCGAAGAGCACUGAAUGAGCUAGCGAGAAUGCCAGAAGUGCUUUACAGGCCAGCAUUCACCAGGGCAGGUGGGCUUUUUUCGGUUGUUGCCACGAUAGGGCAGCUUUUCUUUUAACUCUCUUUCCAGAGGGCAGCUUUUCAUAGAUUCUUUCAGCCAUUACCUAAAACAUUCGGUUCUUGUUUCAUGUUGCUUUUGCGAUCUUGGUAUCGUGUCUACGUCAUGUCAAACAAUGCAUAUGUAUUGAGUUUUGCCGGUUUUCUUCCUUUCAGUUUUCUCCCUUCUGAACAGCAGGUGCACAUUUAAUCUGUUCAAAUAUUCAGGAGACACUUAAUCUAAAGCUACACACGGUCCCUGCAUCUCUCUUUUGUGUGCCCUAAUUAGCCACCCUAAUUAUUUUGGAGGACUUACAAAUUAGGCUCGAGCUUUAUGAAGGUCUCUCCGACUUUCCCUCUGCUUUCAAGUGUCUGUGAUUAGGAAUGCUCUACAGGUACCCUCACACACCCAGCUUGGCCUGCUGUUUAUUUUCCCCCCCUCUUUCUCUGAUCAAGAGCCUAAUCAGGCAACGGUUCACACACGAAGAUGAAUCGAGGGCCCCCACACGAAAAAAGAGAGCUUUUCUCAAGCCCAGAGAACUGGCACAUGCCAGAGCUCUGUCUGCCGCAGAAAGCACUUCAGAACCCUGCAUGAGCGCAAUUAAAACUAUUUUUAAUGCUGCGUCGGUUUUCUGAGCCCGAGCGCCUAGUUAGGAAUGCAGCCUCACCGUGGAGGAGUCUUUAUUAUGCACUGUUACUCAUAGACUUUAUUUGCUUUGACAAGAUUUUAUUUUGUGGGCCGAGUUCAAAGAAGCCCCUCUCCGGCUCUCCGCCUUCCUGUCGCUCAUAAUCCUGCUCCAAAAAA
This is a messenger RNA of Pygocentrus nattereri (red-bellied piranha), 4159 nucleotides long. It is a transcript of the gene flrt2, whose product is annotated as fibronectin leucine rich transmembrane protein 2. The transcript is spliced from 2 exons. The coding region runs from base 692 to 2668 and encodes 658 amino acids. NCBI's taxonomy places the organism in Eukaryota, Metazoa, Chordata, Actinopteri, Characiformes, Serrasalmidae. Gene Ontology annotation, molecular function: protein binding. The record is from RefSeq and is a predicted model, not a curated record.